AUGGAGUCGGCGCCUCCUCCAGUGGAGGACCAGGCGCGGCUGUUGGAGGAUGCCUUGACGGUGGUGCGCCAGCAGGCCAUCAUGAUGCGGCGAUGUCUGGAGACGCCCGGCAAGCUCAUGGAUGCACUGAAGUGCAGUUCCACGCUUGUUUCCGAACUACGAACCUCAAGCCUGGGACCGAAGCAAUACUACGAGCUGUACAUGUCCGUCUUCGAUGCGCUGCGACAUCUUUCCGUAUAUCUUCGCGAUUCGCACCCGACCAACCACCUCGCCGACCUGUAUGAGCUUGUCCAGUACGCUGGCAACGUCGUCCCGCGAUUGUACCUAAUGAUCACAGUAGGCACGGUGUAUAUGGGCAUAGAGGAUGCGCCGGUCAAGGAGAUCAUGAAGGACAUGAUGGAGAUGAGCAGAGGAGUACAGCACCCGAUCAGAGGCCUCUUCCUGCGCUAUUAUCUCAGUGGUCAGGCGCGAGACGCGCUACCCACAGGCACGGGAGACGGCCCAGAGGGCAACCUGCAGGACAGCAUCAGUUUCAUACUGACAAACUUCGUGGAGAUGAACAAGUUGUGGGUACGGUUACAACAUCAAGGACACUCUCGAGAGCGGGAACAACGAACUAAGGAGCGGCAAGAGCUGCAACUGCUCGUAGGCAGCAAUCUCGUUCGCUUGAGUCAGCUAGUCGAUCUGGAGAGCUACAAGAGCGUCAUACUACAACCGCUUCUGGAGCAAGUAGUGCAGUGUCGGGAUGUUCUAGCUCAGGAGUAUCUGCUUGAAGUGAUCACCCAGGUCUUCCCGGACGAGUUUCACCUGCAUACGCUCGAUCAAUUCCUGUCAGCAACCGCACGGCUCAACCCUCACGUCAAUGUCAAGGCUAUCAUCAUUGGGCUCAUGGAUCGGUUAGCAGCCUACGCUCAACGAGAAGCAGAGGGGCAGUUACCCGAAGACAAGCAGAGACAGGAAGAGGAGUCCGUCUCUGCGCUGCUGGAGAAACUGAAGCUGUCGAAGAAGAGCACGCAGACGGACGGUUCCCAGUCGACGGAGCAUGGCCAAGCGAACGGCGAGCCAACCGAGUCGGCUGAAGAAGCUGCCGCUUCGGGCGCGUCCACGGAAUCUGUAGACAAGGCCGAGUCUGGGACACAAGUCAACGGUGUCAGCAGCAAGCACAGAGGCAUUCCAGACCAUGUCAAGCUCUUCGAGAUCUUCUAUGAGCAAGUCGUGCACAUCAUCGGCAUGCAAAGGUUGCCAAUACAGGAUAUCACGGCGUUGCUUGUCUCGCUUGCUAACCUCGCACUCAACAUUUACCCAGAGCGCCUGGACUAUGUUGAUCAAGUGCUCCAUUACGCCUCGAAGGAGGUAGCCCGCUUCCAGAACUCAGCCGACCUACAUUCGCAACCUGCACAGUCGAACCUACUCAGCUUGCUUUUAGCGCCUGUGAAAGCGUACUUCUCCCUGUUUACUGCGCUGGCGUUACCUAACUUCUUACCACUUUACCAACAACAAACGUAUCCGACGCGACGCUCAGUGGCUGGCGAGGUUGCCAGAAGUCUGUUACGGAACGAGACCAAGAUCACGACGACUGAGAACCUCGAUGGGGUCUUGUCAAUAUUGGCCGUACUGAUCAAGGAAGGCAUGCAGACACCAGCUGGCUACCCUGGCGGACCAGUCCGACGGUCAGCAGCGGAGACCGACGAGACCGUCGAAGAACAAGGCUGGCUAGCACGGAUUGUACACCUCAUCAAGGGCACAGACAACACGGCUCAAUUCCAGCUUCUGCAGAAAGCACGGACAGCUUUCGCUGAGGGCACCGAGCGAACAAAGUACACCGCGCCGGCUCUACUCACGGCGUCUCUCAAACUCGCAAGAUCGUUCAAGCGGAGAGAGCACCUCUCAAAUGACGACUACGCAACCCAAUCUGCUGCCGUGUACAAGUUCGCACACGGCACGCUCUCCUCCCUCUACACGCGAGUUUCAGCAACCGGCGUUCCCGAUCUCGUCCUCCGGCUCUUCGUCUCCUGUGGUCAGGUAGCGAGCCAGUGCGAGAACGAAGACAUGGCGUACGAGUUCUUCGCGCAAGCGUUUACAGUAUACGAGGAGUCAAUAUCAGAUUCACGAAGUCAAUUCCAGGCUAUCUGCAUCAUCGCUGGAGCGCUUUCAGGAUGCUCGGAGCGCUUUACUCGGGAGAACUACGAUACACUGAUCACAAAGUGUGCAUUGCACGGCAGCAAGCUGCUUAAGAAGCCUGAUCAAUGUCGGGCUGUAUAUUUGGCGAGCCAUUUGUGGUGGGCGGUGGAGAAGGGGGAGAAGACGGAGGGUGGGACGGAGCCCUACCGCGAUGGCAAACGCGUGCUCGAGUGCCUUCAACGCGCUCUUCGCGUGGCCGAUGCUUGCAUGGACACUGCCGUCUCCGUCGAACUUUUCGUCGAAAUCCUGAACCGCUACGUGUAUUACUUUGACCAAGAAAACGACGCUGUAACGACGAAGUACCUCAAUGGGCUGAUCGAGCUGAUUCACAGCAACCUCAACACCACUGAGAAUGCCUCGGGUCUGGAGAAUCCAAGGAGACAUUUCCAGCGCACGUUGGAAUACGUGGAGAGGAGAGGAUAUGAGGGAGUCGAGACCAAAGCGAAGAGUUGA
This is a messenger RNA of Baudoinia panamericana UAMH 10762, 2634 nucleotides long. RefSeq lists its product as uncharacterized. The record is from RefSeq and is a predicted model, not a curated record. Gene Ontology annotation, cellular component: retromer, cargo-selective complex; retromer complex; late endosome. Gene Ontology annotation, biological process: retrograde transport, endosome to Golgi; intracellular protein transport. NCBI's taxonomy places the organism in Eukaryota, Fungi, Ascomycota, Dothideomycetes, Mycosphaerellales, Teratosphaeriaceae. The transcript is spliced from 2 exons. The coding region runs from base 1 to 2634 and encodes 877 amino acids.